Molecule: messenger RNA, 1037 nt
Organism: Lactuca virosa
Lineage: Eukaryota; Viridiplantae; Streptophyta; Magnoliopsida; Asterales; Asteraceae
Source: the annotation of a GenBank genome assembly
CAGAGAGAGAGAGAGAGAGAGAGAGAGAUUUACAGAGAGAAGGGUGAUGAAGCCUGCAUGGUUAGAAGGAUUAAUGGAGGAGAGUUUCUUUGGGAUAUGUGGGGUCCAUGAGAAUAAAAGAAAGAAUGAGAAGAACAUAUUUUGCUUGGAUUGCUGUCAAAGCUUUUGCCCUCACUGUCUUCCAACUCAUCACUCUCAUCCACUUCUUCAGGUGAGAAGAUAUGUUUACCAGGACGUUGUUCGAUUAGACGACCUCGAAAAGCUCAUUGACUGUUCCUUCGUUCAGCCGUAUACAAUAAACAGUGCAAAAGUGAUAUUCUUGAACCAGAGGGCACAAACCAGGUCUUGUAAAGGUCCUGCCAAUUCAUGCUUCACCUGUGACAGAAUCCUUCAAGAACCAUUCCAUUUCUGCUCUCUUUCUUGCAAGGUUGAUCACAUGGUGUAUCAAGGUGAAGAUCUGUCCACCAUUUUAUGUAGAUUUGAUGUGACUGAUUUUGCAUUCUCACAAUUCGAAGGACUUCGUAUGGAUAGUUCUGAUGUCGAUGAUCUUAGUCAAAUCACUCCAAACUCCAUUCUUGAAGACUCUUAUCAUCAUCAGUUUAAAGAUUCUUCAGGAUCUGAUUCAAGAACAUCAUCGUAUAAACCAGAUCAUGAAAGAAAGAAGAAGAAAAACAAUGAUUUUCUUCCUAAAUUCUUUUCCUUUGGUAGUAGAAGAAAGGGUGCACCUCAACGAUCACCGCUUUCUUAAGUACUGCAUGUGCAUGUUUUUAUAUAUUACUCUAAAUAUUAUUAUUAUUAGGUAUGUUAUAUUCCUUUUUCUCAUAAUAAUGUAAUGGUCUUUUUAUAAAAGGUCACUUGUUUAGCAGUAACUAUAUGUUGAUAGGAAUAUGCGGUAUGUAAGUAGCAAUUCCAUUACAACCUAUCGGUGGAUGUUUGAGGCUGUAACUUUGUUGAGCUUUAGUCUGCCAAUUUUGUAUCAAUAUUGUAAGGGAAUUUGCACAUAUGAAAAAAAAAAUAUAUAUAUAUAAAUAUGUUGC